Messenger RNA from Didymodactylos carnosus, 446 nucleotides. The record is from the annotation of a GenBank genome assembly. NCBI's taxonomy places the organism in Eukaryota, Metazoa, Rotifera, Eurotatoria, Philodinida, Philodinidae.
ACCGUUGUUAUUAAUACUCAAGUAUUAACAAUAGUCAAAUAUUAUGAUAAUCAAAUUUUUAUUUAUAAAGCAUUAGCAAAUGAACAAGAAAAUCUAAGUGAACCACAAAAAUGGAUAUUUUAUUAUGCCCCAUUGGCUAUUCCUAGUAUCGAUGUGGAAAAUAAUAAUUGGAUAUGGGCAUCGGACAAUGAUUUUAUUGUUAAAAUAACAAUUGAAAAUGAUGAAAUAGAUCGAUUAGUGCGUGAAGCCGUUAUAAAAAAAUAUGAUGCAUCAAAAACAAAAUAUUCAGAUGUUUGGGAUGUUGUUCCACUAUUAAUCAAUUCAUUAACCGUUUAUUUAGUUGAAACUGGUACAACAAAUCCUGUUCAAUCAAUUUUACCAUCAUACUUAAUACAUCCAACUUCGAUCAUAUUUUAUUCACUUUUUAAAACUUCAUCAAAAGCUCA